UGAGCUCACAACUUGUUUCACUAUACAUUUAAUACACAAAAAUGGUGGGUUCAUUGAAAGUUUUCUACAUUCUUGUUUUGCUUGUGAUUGUUGGUACUGUAAAUGGCGCAGGGCCUUGCGGCAAAUCCAGUCCAGAUGAAGAGGCCAUGAGCUUAGCACCUUGUGCAACAGCAGCACAAGAUAUCAAUGCUGCUGUUCCAAGCAGCUGCUGCGCCCAGGUCAAGAGAAUUGGGCAGAAUCCCAGUUGCCUUUGCGCCGUUAUGCUCUCUGAUACUGCUAAGAGUUCUGGUGUCAAGGCAGAAAUUGCCUUGUCCAUUCCAAAGCGUUGCAACUUUGUAAAUCGGCCUGUUGGCUACAAAUGUGGACCUUACACACUACCUUGAAGGGAUCAAGAAACUUUGGAGUGGACUGAAGUUAUGUAAGAAGCCAAUAAUUGCUGUUUUAGUAGUGAUUACAGCACAUAAUAAAAGCAGCUAUGCGCUGCUCUAAUUCUGUAUCUACUUAAUAUUUUAUGAGAUAUGAAAUAUCCUUUUUUCUGUUCAACUA
Messenger RNA from Olea europaea var. sylvestris, 546 nucleotides. Its product is annotated as putative lipid-transfer protein DIR1. The transcript has 2 exons. Bases 42 to 383 code for a protein of 113 amino acids. The record is from RefSeq and is a predicted model, not a curated record. Gene Ontology annotation, molecular function: fatty acid binding. Gene Ontology annotation, biological process: systemic acquired resistance. Lineage: Eukaryota; Viridiplantae; Streptophyta; Magnoliopsida; Lamiales; Oleaceae.